GGGCCUCGGCCAAUCGCGGCGCCGCUCCCGGGGGGGGAGGGGGAGGGCUCCGCGAAGCCACGAUGGCGCCCAUGAAGCUCUGUAUCCCAGGAGAGAGACUGUGCAGCAUAGAAGACAGCACUCCUGGUGAUGGCACGUACUCCAGGCACGGAUACAUUUUUGCAUCUUUAGCUGGAUAUGUGCUGAAGAGAAAUGACAAUGGAAUGGUGCCAGUUAUAUGCGUGGUUCGAGAUACAGAGCCCCAACUCCUGCCAGAAGUGGGCGUUGUGGUAACGUGCAAGGUCACGAGUAUUAACCCUCGAUUUGCUAAAGUUCACAUUAUAUACGUACGAUCUACUCCACUCAAAGGGGCUUUCAGAGGAACUAUCAGGAGGGAAGAUAUCCGAGCUACAGAAAAGGACAAGAUCGAGGUCUACAAAUGCUUCAGACCCGGCGACAUUGUUUUAGCAAAAGUGAUCUCUCUGGGUGAUGCUCAGUCCAACUACCUGCUGACAACUGCGGAGAAUGAACUAGGUGUGGUUGUCGCACACAGCGAGGCAGGUGCCCAGAUGGUUCCUGUCAGCUGGUGUGAGAUGCAGUGUCCAAAGUCGCACGGGAAAGAGUUCCGCAAAGUGGCUCGAGUGCAGCCAGAGUUCCUCCACACCUGAGAGCUGUCACCACCGAGGGACCUGUCCAUGGAUCCAGCUCGCAUUCACACUGCCUCGCAGAACACGAGGCUCCCGGGGCCGGAGGUACAAACUGCAGAAGCGGCUCCGUCGGCAGAUGAUGCCAGGACUAAUAUCUUUUAUUCUUCUGUACAGCACAGUCUCAAGGUACUGGGUACAGUUGCCGUUCUACAUUUUAAAUUGAAAUAAAUAAAUAUUUUUCGUUAACUCCA
This is a messenger RNA of Amblyraja radiata (thorny skate), 877 nucleotides long. It is a transcript of the gene exosc1, whose product is annotated as exosome component 1. Gene Ontology annotation, biological process: RNA processing. Lineage: Eukaryota; Metazoa; Chordata; Chondrichthyes; Rajiformes; Rajidae. The coding region runs from base 63 to 647 and encodes 194 amino acids. Gene Ontology annotation, cellular component: nuclear exosome (RNase complex); cytoplasm. The transcript is spliced from 8 exons. The record is from RefSeq and is a predicted model, not a curated record. Gene Ontology annotation, molecular function: RNA binding.